UGCUCUGCGCGAGGAAUCUGACAGUCCAAGAUGGCGGCGAUAUCCGCGCUGAAGACGAUUUGUUGAACUUUUGUUCAAACAUAUUUUUCUCUGACAAAACAGUUAGUUAGUGGGUUAGUGAGUGAGUGAGUGAGUGAGUGAGUGACAGCGUGAACAGUGUCUCUGCGUGGAACCGUCGUGAUGAAGGAGUGUCUGUCUCUGCUGCACAGACUCAGCGCUCACCCGGACUCUCGCUGCUGGUUCAUCAGCUGGAAUAGUUCCGGAACUCUGCUGGCGUCAUGUGGAGGAGACAAAGUGAUCCGGAUCUGGGGAAGAGAAGGAGACGCGUGGGUUUGUAAGAGUGUCCUGGAGGACGCUCACCAGCGCACAGUGAGGAAAGUGGCCUGGUCUCCGUGUGGAAACUAUCUGGCCUCUGCCAGCUUUGAUGCAACCACGUGUAUCUGGAAGAAGAAGAACAACGACUUUGAGAGUCUCACCGUGUUGGAAGGUCACGAGAACGAGGUCAAAUGUGUGACGUGGGCUCCGUCAGGAAAUCUGCUGGCGACGUGCAGUCGAGACAAAAGCGUGUGGAUCUGGGAAGGUGAGUGUGUCACACUUGUGUGACCGUGUUCAAACGUCAAACAUGUGGUGUGGCAUCCAACACAAGAGCUGUUGGCUUCAGCCAGCUACGACAACAACAUCUGCAUUUACAGAGAAGAGGACGACGACUGGGAGUGUCAGGCCACGUUACACGGACACACGUCCACCGUGUGGAGUUUGUCCUUCGACGCGUCCGGACACAGAUUAGCAUCGAGCAGCGACGACCGCACCGUCAAGAUCUGGAAGGAGUUUCCAGGUGAAGCUGCUCACGGUGAUUUGUCGUGGAAGUGUGUUUGCACUCUGUCUGGAUUUCACACGCGGACAGUUUACGACGUCGCCUGGUGUAAACUGACCGGCGCUCUGGCGACGGCGUGCGGUGACGAUGGCGUCCGAGUCUUUAAGGAGGACGAGUCGUCAGACCGCGAUCAGCCGAUCUUCUCGUUGGCGGCUCAGGUGAAGAAGGCUCACGAUCAGGACGUCAACUGCGUCGCUUGGAACCCUCAGGAGGCGGGGCUUCUGGCCACCUGCAGCGACGACGGAGACAUCGCCAUCUGGAGGUUUCAGGAGGAAGAGUAGACGCUGCGCUUCCGUCCAACUGCAGCCACUGAAGGAAAGACACGGCCACUUCCAGCAAAACAUGCUUUUAUCCUUGUUACCCACAAUCCAAAUAAAUGAAACUUUAUGAAGAAAAA
Molecule: messenger RNA, 1271 nt
Organism: Solea senegalensis (Senegalese sole)
Lineage: Eukaryota; Metazoa; Chordata; Actinopteri; Pleuronectiformes; Soleidae
Gene: ciao1
Product: cytosolic iron-sulfur assembly component 1
Exons: 7
Biological process (GO): iron-sulfur cluster assembly
Cellular component (GO): cytosolic [4Fe-4S] assembly targeting complex
Molecular function (GO): protein binding
Source: RefSeq, a predicted model, not a curated record